This is a messenger RNA of Sinocyclocheilus anshuiensis, 1987 nucleotides long. RefSeq names its product NDRG family member 2 (gene ndrg2). The transcript has 13 exons. Bases 528 to 1442 code for a protein of 304 amino acids. The record is from RefSeq and is a predicted model, not a curated record. NCBI's taxonomy places the organism in Eukaryota, Metazoa, Chordata, Actinopteri, Cypriniformes, Cyprinidae.
ACCAGACGAUUGAACAACGGGAGCGAACCAUUGCCAAAAACAGGGGCAGCCGAUUCAGAAGAGCGGGCUUUCGUCGACUUUUAGCGUCUGUUUAUCGACAUGUUGAUGGGUUUGUAGGCAGAUAUAGCAAGUUGUAACACAUACGCCACAUAACUGCUCUAAACGCUUCAGCAUCGGCGACUCGAGCUCCAUGGAUACUUUUACGCUCCCCCAUCCAUAACUCAAGUCGACUUAUUUGAUUGACUGCUCCAUAUUUUUUUGUUCGAUUUUUUUCUGUGGCUUCAGAAAGAACAAAAACGGGGUAAUAGAGACAGUGCGGAAAAGAGGGAGAGAAAAUAACAAACGCUGCUGGAAAGAAAGUGCGAGCUCAAGAGCGCUGGGAGCGACCCAGGGUCAAGACUGAGAAAAAUACAUAUAUAUUUCACAGACAAAGGAGUGUCGACUUUUGCUUAUUUCUGUAUUUUAGGGAAAUUGGGCACACCGACAUCAUAAUUAUUUUGCAUAAGAGGACAGUGUAACAGAUCACCAUGACGACUGAAAUGCAGGAGAUCGCCAUCACGGAGGAGAAGCCUUUACUGCCGGGCCAAUCAGACGCUGUGAAGGACGCAGAGACCGCAGCCCGAAUACUGCUGGAUCAAGGCCAGGAACACCGUGUCGAGACGCCUCACGGCGUGCUGCAUGUGACGGUUAACGGAGCUGGAAACGCACGCAGACCGGCCAUACUGACCUUACAUGAUGUGGGAAUGGACAGUAAGAGCUGCUUCUCCACCCUGUUUAAGUUUGAAGAGAUGCAGGAGAUCGUGAAGAACUUCACUGUGGUUCACGUGAACGCUCCGGGACAAGAGGACGGCACGGCCAUUUAUCCUGCCGGAUACCAGUAUGCAUCUAUGGAUCAGGUCUCUGAGAUGCUCCCCGCUGUCCUGCAGUACUUUAAUUUCCGCACAAUUAUCGGUGUUGGAGUCGGAGCCGGCGCUUACAUACUGUCCAAGUUCACUUUGACUAACCCUGACGCCGUGGAAGGGCUCGUUCUGAUCAACAUCGACACAAACGCACGAGGCUGGAUGGACUGGGCCACACAGAAGCUCUCCAAUCUGACGUCUUCCCUCACAGACCAAAUCCUGAGUCACCUCUUCAGUCAGGUGUGUGUGUCAAGUGUAUUUUUAUAUGAGCUCUCUGUUGUUUUUAUUCAGAUGGCGGAUGCCGGCGGGAUGCCACAGCUUACUCAGCCAAGCAAACUGACAGAAGCGUUUAAAUACUUCAUUCAAGGCAUGGGAUACAUGGCGUCGUCCUGCAUGACGCGUCUCUCACGCUCGCGCACCACCUCGCUCUCGUCCUCCUACUCCAUGGAGGGCUCGCGCUCCCGAUCCCGCACGCUGUCCCAGGGCUCGCAGGGCGGACAGCUCCCGCCGAGCCCGUCCCAUACCAUGGAGGUAUCGUGCUGAGAAGCACCAGAGCGGGGGAGAGAGAUGGACGGAUGAAACGCUUGAGUCUUCUGGGUGGCAGAACGUGAGUUUCGUGCGUGACGACGGACGGAUGAUGACAACUCUCUCCCUCCCUUCACCGACCCGUCAGGCAGAUGAUAGAGCCCUUUAACUCUGUGACAUGGGCGGGGCCUUUAGUGAGACCCAAAUGUAGUGUUAACCAAUAGUAAUACUUCUAAUAUGAAUAUUGAUUAUUAAUAAUAAUAACGACGAGCGUCACUGACAAAAUAAACAACGAUGUUUCUCCUAUUUACAUGUUGAAUUUCUAAACAAAAGUAUAGAGAAAAGAGUAUAUAAGCUCAUAAUGUGUGUCUAUCAACUUCUUUGUGAUUAUUAUUUUUUGGUGUGCUUUUUUCGUUUUUGUAUUCUGUAUAAUUUUUUUCUGUUAUACAAUCCUGCUGCUGUGAGUGGGGUGCAGUAUUGUUGGAGAUGGUGGCGAAAGUUUUCAGCCGAAAUACUCGUCUGUGUAGAUGACAGCCACCUCAUGUCUUCCAUUUGCCCUUAAC